UCGUGAAUUCCGUUUAUUUGUACGCUCGUGAUCUCUAAACAUGAAGUGAUUUCUUUCUUCUCCUUCUCCUUUAUCACUCAUACUCCUCUUAUGUGAAGAGCUCAAAGGCUUUGUCUCUCCCUCUACGCUAGAUUAAGGUCCAGGAAAGCUUUAAAGGCUCUUUCUAUAGCUUUGAUCGAGCGAGAAGGAAGUUAUUCAAAACUCAAAAGAGAGAGAGAGAGAAAGAGUACCAUGGCCAUGACCCAGUAUCAUUACAGCUCAAGCAGGAGUUCUUUCCCCCAUCGCUCUCGCUUCCCCCAAAGCUCAACAAAGAUCUCUGCCUACACGAACUCGCGUCACUACUACAGGUCCUCCUCCUCUACCCCUCCUCCCUCUAGCCCCCAGCCCCCCAGUGAGAAGGAGACUGAUGAAGGCCCUCCCUACUGUCCUGCCUUUACUUCCCCCGAUAUAAAGGACACCGAUCCCUCCUUACUAAAGGAGGAGCUGUCAAAGUGUCUGCAGAUACGCACUCACCCAAAUGGCGGGGCUAGCGUCGUCCAUCUCGACUACUCUGAUUUUGAGUCUUGCUCUGAUAAAGGGCCCCUCGUUGAGAGGUUCUUUGAGGAGGUUUUCAGCGAGGAUUCUGAUGGUUUUGCACACCACGUGAUGGGUAUUGUCCACAACGGGGCCAAAUACCUCCCAGAGCUCGUCAGCCAUUUCUCACAGACGCACCCAGACCUAAGAGUCAAAAUGGGCAAUAUCAGAAACCCAGAGAUUGAGACAACCACUUUUGCCGAGUUUAGUUCUAAAGUUACAAGUUCCUAUAGCAAUGGGACCUUUAGGUGUGGCCCUCUUCUUCAGGUGACACUUGUACAGCAAGUAUCAGAGGAGAGUGGUAGAUACUUCCCUCAAUUCUUAGACCUAUUAGAAAAGAGUCCAUUUCUAUCCAAGACAUUACCCUGGGGCCCUCUCUCGGUCCUACAGUUAACUGAUCGCAGUAAGAGUGAUGACGGCCCUAUUCUCUGGGUGAGGCCAGGGGAACAGCUCAUACCUACUGCUGAAAUGCCUACACCUCACAAGAAGAGAAGAAGAGGCAAUGAGGUCCAGUCUUUGCUUCACGGUUCACGGAUGAACGAGAAAAGGGAAACGUUUUUUGAGGAUAGGACACACUGUCACGCUGAUCACGUGAAGCAAGGAGAAACAACUGCUGCUGUCGGGGUAUUGAAAGCUGUUCAUACGAAUGAUGAAGAAAAAUCGUCUAGUGUUAAUCGUGAGACUAAGGAUGUUAUAUGUUUUCAUGCUGGGGACUUUGAUGAGGUGACAUUGAGAAUGCAAGUGGACCUGUUUGAACCACCAAUGUCACAAUGUCGCCAGUGGAUCGAAGAGGCUAAACUCAACCAGUUAAGACGUGACGGGAUUCGUUAUUCUCAAUUUCGUCUUCACGACAACGACAUAUACUUCAUACCACGAAAAGUCAUACAUCAAUUCCGAACCAUCUCUGCCUGCUCGAGCGUAGCCUGGCACCUCAGAUUGAAAGAGUACUAUGCUGAUACUAGCACUGAUAAUAUUGAUGGAUUGAUGGGCUCACAGGUCCUUAAUGAAAGUAUGAGUAAUGAAGUUGAGCGUCCACUGACAGCUGGGGAGAGAAAGGGACGCAUUCCGUCAGCUGUUGUUGAUAGCAGUGGCACUGACAGUAGUGAUGAUAGUGAUGAGGAGGAAGAGGAGGAGGAGCUUCAACCACACACGAUUAACCCUCCCCCUCCUGUUUCUCAUACCUCUCCGUCUCUCGGUACUAAUCCAUCUCUACUAGGCCCUGAGCAUACCAAUGAUCCUAGUAGUGUCUUUGAGAAAGGUACUCCGGUCUUUCCUAACGUGUUUGAUAGCGAGGACUCCAUUAGCUUCUCUUAUUCUGACGAUGAUGAUGAUUUCAUGCCCGGAAUAAUGGGAAAGAAUAAGACACAGUCUAAACCGAGCCAGGCCCCACGUGAAUCCCCUCUCCCUCCUCCUCCUCAAGCUAGGGGCCAGUGUAACGGGAAACAGAUUCACGGGAUUGAUGGUGAUAGCUCGAGUGAAUCAGAUGCUUACAGUGAUACUGAGGCUGAUCCUGGUCCUGGUAAGAAUGGUAGUAUCAUUAGUAAUGGAUUCACUUCUUCUUAUCAUCCUCAAUCUGUUCAAAUACUCAAACCAGCGCCAAGCAAGGCUGUUCAUCAAAUGGCUCAUUUCAAGGCAAUACAGAGGCGGUUUGCAUCACAGACUGAAGUGAGACGUAGACUGAGUCAAGAUAAGAAGUCUCCCUCGGUUCCUCUCAGUAAUGAGUCCUCCUCACCUAACCCUAUCCCUUCUCUUCCCUCUCAUGUCUCCCCCUCUCCUCCUCAUCAACCCUCUCCUCCCCGCCAGCCCUCUCCUCCAGUAAAAGAAGUAUCCUAUACCCAGCAACCUCCUAUCAUUCACAGGAGACCGGUUCCUUCUAAAAGGAUGCCUUUGUUCAGGGCCAGUGCUCCUUCAAAGAAGAUGCCAUUACUCAAUAAGACUGGACCUUCAGCCAUACCUCAAGAGAGCGAUAGGGAUAGUAGGAAUGGCCCGAGUAAUUCCGCCAUGUUGUUGGAUAAAUUGGAGUCUGCGAAAGCUGCCAAGGCUAAGAAGUCAAAGAAAAGCAGUAAGAAGAGGAGCAGUGGUGGAAAGGGAGGGAGCAAGGAGACUGCUGCUAGUGAGCCUGUUUCUAAUAAGCCACUGCCUUUUUAUGCUCAACCAUCAGUUGAUGUACCGUCUAAUGACCAUCUCUCACUCUCACCUCCACCUUUCUCCUCUCCCUCUCCUCCUAAACCAGUAUCACCAAAGACUAAAAACAAACCACUUCCAUCGCCACCACCUUCACCCUCACCCCCUCCCUCUCCUAUCUAUCUCCCCAAUGAUCUCUUUUCUCCAGGGGGAAGUCCUUCUGAUUUGGACACACCCAAAUAUGACGCACCUCCUAAGACACCUUACUCUGGUUUCCAGUCCUUCCACAAUCACGAGGACGAGAACCGAGAGGCUCCGCCCGUUACAUGUACCCCAUCUCCCCUUCCUCCUCCCGUCCCUCAGACAUCAAAAGGUGACGAGUCGACACGCCAUCCCAUAGCUAAAGAGACAUCUCAAAGACCUCUGUCGUCGACUAGAGAAGAGGAAGGUUCUAGAAGAAAGAAGAAGCCAAAGAAGCUGACAGAGGAAGAAAGGUUCCCGCAGAUACGAGACUCUCCUUCUCCUCCUCCUCCCCCUCCUCCAAAGACCACCUAUUCACCUUAUUCUUAUUACAGAAGACCGGUUCCUCGUAAGAAUAUUUUAAACAUAUUAGCAGCUGCUUAUUCCAGUUCCUCUGAGGACGAGGGAGACUUACCCUCUCCAAAUGAGCCCCAGCUAUUAGAACCAGUUUUCACGCCUCUUAGAACCCCUGGUCGCGAUCAUCAGGAUCCACCUACUCACAGAGCUCCAUCAAAUUACGGGACUGAUAUCACAUUUAUUGAUCCACCGUCUGACGAUAAUACAAUGCAAAUGGAGGUAGAAGCAAGUCCUUCUCCACCUCCUUCUCCUCCUCCUCUCUCGUAUCAGAACACAAAACCUUUAUCCCCUCCCCCUCCUCUCUCUCCCUCUCCUGUUCCUCCUCCUGCUUCUCCUACUCCUCCUCCUUCUCCGGUCAAAGCUCCGCCUUCAAAACCUUCAUCUUCUAAAUCCCAUUUGUCCCAUAAGAGCACCAGGGCUAUAAAACGGAACGUCAUUGAUGAUUCGAGUGAUGAAGAUGAAGAGAUUUCACUCCCUAAACCAAAGAAAAACAGAGUCACAUUUGACAGCUCCGUGAUAUCUGAAAAACCACCAGCUCCAGCUUCUCCUCCCCCGGCCCCAGCCUCUAAGCCUUUAUCAACUAAUAAGGUCCACAAGGAGAAGGAGAGAGGACAGAGGAAAGAGAAACGUAGAAAGAAAGAAGCAGUCCAGGCUCCACCUGCUCCUAGUAUUAGCGUGACCAUUGAACCUCCCCAGGCUGAGAGAGCAAAGUUCGAAUCAAAGUCAUCAAAAUCAGAUUCCAAGUCAAAAUCAGAUUCUAAAUCAUCUUCCAAGUCUUUGAAAUCGAGCGAAAAGACUUCAAAUCCUUCACCACUUAAGAAGCUACAGCAUGACAGCCAGCCAGUGCCAGCAGAGGAGAGCCACACUACUAGUAUUAGCAAACCAUCUAUUAGCAGUACUGGUAUCUCUACUGGUAAACCGUCUCCUUCUAAACCACUCACUAACAGUCACAAAACCACCCCACCAUCAAAAGACAAGUCUUUGCUAGGCUCUGGUAAGAAGAAGUCCAGUGGAGGUAGAGAAGGAUCAAGACCUGAGUCUGCUAAGAAUGCUAGUGCUAGUAGCAGGAAUGAGUCCGGUCCUUCAACUGGUAAGAAAGAGAAGAAAAGCAAAUCAUUCUAUCAGCAUGAAGAGAAGGACUCACUCACUCCACCUCCUAAAAAACAGAAAGUCUCUCCUGGAACUAUCAAAAAGAGCGUUAGUGCUAAUGAUUUUAAUAGCAAGCCGAAACUAAAGCCUACGUCAGCAACAGCAGGAUCAAAGUCACAGUCUUCAGUUUUAAAGCCUGCACCCAUGGACUGGUUCUCUGCUCAGUUGGAGUCUCACGUCCAACAGAAAAAGGAAACUCGUAAGAAACCAGCCCCUGCAGCUGCUACUGGGUCUACCCCAAAGGGAGUCUCAAAGGCUGCCUCUGCUAGUAAUUCAUCUACGGCCAAAGAUGCUGUUCUAGCAGCAAAGUUUCCACACAAGAGAAAGUUACUGGAUAAGCAAGUAUCAAGACUGAAUAGCAGUAAAAUGAAACGCUUCACUUAAGGCUACACACACAUACUCACGCAUCCUGUCUAUAUUAUUAUCAUCACUAGUAAUUGUUGUUAUUAUUAUUAUUAUCCUCCUCCUCUUUUCUCAUUAUUUUCCUAUCAUUGUGUCGAUAAAAUUUA
Molecule: messenger RNA, 4952 nt
Organism: Amphimedon queenslandica
Lineage: Eukaryota; Metazoa; Porifera; Demospongiae; Haplosclerida; Niphatidae
Product: protein piccolo-like
Exons: 6
Coding region: 232-4827 (1531 amino acids)
Cellular component (GO): nucleus
Source: RefSeq, a predicted model, not a curated record